AACUUUUGAAGUCACUCAAAUGGUCAAGUGAUUCACACUCCAGUUCAAAGUAAAGCUGCCGCUACAACAUUAACAAUGCCUACUCUGCGAAAGCGAAGUCGCAGAGAAAUUGUUGAGAAUCCUCCUCAAUCUGAAAUUGAAAUCCCGAUGAAAGAUCACAAAAACAAAAAGUCUGAAUACGAGCUCUCAAGAGAAGAAAGAAUCCGAGAAAAUCGUGAAAGAAUGGGAAAAUUGGGUCUUUUCGACAUUUCGCUCUCCCUCAAACCUAAUCCACCUUCACGUCCAACCGCAUCCAAGAAGCCCAAAUCCCCUGUUUCUCUCAAACCAUCUCGUCGAUCUACAAGAUUGCAGAAUGUUGCUCCGAUUCGUUACACUGAAGAAGCAAUUAACAAGAGAAUUUACUGGAAAAAGAAGGUGAAGAAAACUCCUUCCAAAUUAAUGCCAGACAGCUACACGUGGUUGAAAUACGAUCGUAAACAGAUCAAGGGCUCAAUAAGAGAUUAUUCCGAGUGUAGCACGGUGAAUUGCCCAGCGAAGAAAUACGAGGAUCGUGCACGAGAUGAUCCAACGGUGGUCAUCGUAACGUACAAUGGGGAGCACACACACCCAUAGUUUUUGAAGAGACAUGGGUGGCAUUGAGGGAAGAAUAGUUGAGAUGACACUUCAUUUUUAUUAUUUUUUGUUCAUUCUUGUACCAAAUGUUGUUUUAUCAUUAGCAUUUCUAUCUUCUUGUUGGAUAGAAUAGCACUUACAAGAAGACAAAGUCGAUGGAUAAAUUGAUUAUGUCUUCUAUUUAGCCAACAACAACAACAAAGUCGAUGGAUAUUUCACACCAAUAACAUGGUUAUAAAAAAUGUGAUAAGAAGUUAGAAGACA
Medicago truncatula (barrel medic) is the source of this 876-nucleotide messenger RNA. RefSeq names its product probable WRKY transcription factor 65. The record is from RefSeq and is a predicted model, not a curated record. Gene Ontology annotation, molecular function: transcription cis-regulatory region binding; DNA-binding transcription factor activity. Bases 76 to 612 code for a protein of 178 amino acids. The transcript has 3 exons. Gene Ontology annotation, biological process: regulation of DNA-templated transcription. Gene Ontology annotation, cellular component: nucleus. Lineage: Eukaryota; Viridiplantae; Streptophyta; Magnoliopsida; Fabales; Fabaceae.